Molecule: messenger RNA, 1005 nt
Organism: Pantherophis guttatus
Lineage: Eukaryota; Metazoa; Chordata; Lepidosauria; Squamata; Colubridae
Product: serum amyloid P-component-like
Biological process (GO): innate immune response
Molecular function (GO): complement component C1q complex binding
Source: RefSeq, a predicted model, not a curated record
GGUGUCAUUCAAGGGAGAAGUUGACCUGAUCCUGCAAAGAGGACACGGCUCCACACACCCAAGGACAUCAGCCCAAAAGGGCUACUCAGAGGUCCUGCAACCGGCCGGUUCCUCCAUUGUCCACCAUGAUGGUCCUCCUUCCUGCCCUCCUUCUUAUCCUCACCUGUCUGUCAGGAUCCUUUGGCCAAGAAGAUCUCCAGAAGAAGGUCUUCGUUUUCCCAACGGCUACUAACAAGGCCUUCGUGAGUCUGAACUCCAGCCUCCAGCAUCCCUUGACCGACCUCACCGUCUGCUUGAGAUACAACUCUCCCCUUUUCGUUUCCUUUCCCCUCUUUUCUUAUGCCACCCGGUCCAAGGACAACGAUUUCCUGAUUUUUAAGCCCAACGAAAAGAAGUAUUCCGUUUAUCUAGGUGGACAUAGGGGUUUCACGGUCCCCGCAAGGCUGAUUCCAGCUUGGGAGCACAUCUGCGUCUCGUGGAACACCUGGAAUGGGCUGGUCCAUUUCUGGCACAAUGGAAAUCUUCUCCCCCGGGUGGGAAUGAAAAAGGGGUACAGGAUCAGCCACGAGGCGUCCAUCGUUCUGGGGCAGGAGCAGGAUACCUUCGGAGGGGGUUUUGAUGUCCGCCAAUGCUUUAUGGGUGAAUUGACACAGGUUAACAUGUGGCCCCGGGUGCUGACCACGGAUGAGAUCAGGUUGGUCAUGAAAGAGGAUACGGUUCCUAACCAUCUGAUCAACUGGAGAUCGCUUCGUUAUACCGUUCAGGAUUACGUGGUGGUUACAGACAGGAUGCCUUAGUUUUCUCCAAGAUGUAAGACCUGCGUUUGGAAAAAAAAUAAAAGAAAGAAAGAAAAGGAAAGAUCUUUGGGGGGGGGGGAAUCUGUAGUUCCGCAAUGUAUUGCAAAUAAUUGAAGUUGAUUGUUGAUUGAUUGAUAGGUAGAUGAUUCAACAUUAUUAGUGGGAGUUUUAAUCUCCUGGCAAUAAAAUAAGUGGUUUAUUCAUGAUA